Molecule: messenger RNA, 1713 nt
Organism: Lizanozyma spartinae
Lineage: Eukaryota; Fungi; Ascomycota; Pichiomycetes; Serinales; Debaryomycetaceae
Product: amino acid transporter
Exons: 1
Coding region: 1-1713 (570 amino acids)
Biological process (GO): amino acid transmembrane transport
Cellular component (GO): membrane
Molecular function (GO): amino acid transmembrane transporter activity
Source: RefSeq, a predicted model, not a curated record
AUGAGCGAUACAGAUAUUCACAAGAGGCAUGCGACCAAGGAGUCGGCAAAAGACUUCUCUGUCCAAGUGGAGCAUAUCUACUUGGAACCUAAAGAGAUGACGGGUUGGGAGAAGUUUGUCGAUUCAUUUAAACCCUUACCACAAAGCGAGAAAGGUGCUAAACCUCAAAAGGCUAUGAGUAAGUUACACAUGCGUAUGAUUGCUUUAUGUACUGGGUUAGGUACUGGGUUAUUGGUGGGCGCUGGUAGUAAAUUACGUUCUGGUGGUCCCUUGUUCUUAUUGGUGGCAUAUUUCAUUGUUGGCUAUGUCAUGGUGGUUCCUACCGUUAAUUCUUUAGGAGAGUUGACUGUUGCUUAUCCUUCGUUGAACGGUGGGUUCCAAAACUAUUACACUAAAUUCAUUGACGAAUCCUUAGGGUUCUCAUUAGGUUGGAAUUAUGCUUCUCAAUGGUUGAUUGUUAUCUCUUUGGAAUUGGUCACUGCAUCCAUGACUAUUAAGUUUUGGACAGAAUCUGUUAAUGAAGAUAUUUGGGUUACAAUAUUUUUAUUCAUCAUCAUUACCAUCAACUUGUUUGGUGCUAGUGGUUAUGGCCGUGCAGAAACUGUCAUGAAUUCUCUUAAGGCUACUAUGUUGACUGGGUUUGUUAUCUUUGGUCUCUGUAUCGACUUGGGUGCUGGUCCAAAGGGCUUUAUUGGUGGGAGAUACUGGAGAGAUCCAGGUUAUUUACCUGAAGAAGCUUUCAAGGGGUUGUGUGGUGUCUUUGUCACUUCUUCCUUCUCCAUUGGUGGUUUCGAAUUCGUUUCUGUUGCUGCAGCUGAUACUGAAAACCCAAGACAAGCUUUACCUGCUGCAUGUAAGUUGAUCCUUUGGAGAGUCACUGUGUUAUAUUUGGGUUCGUUACUUUUCGUUGGGUUGUUGGUUCCUUAUAACUCUGAUAUGUUGAUGGGUGCUGCUGGUAGUGCCACUCACGCUUCUCCUUAUGUCAUUGCUGCUGAAUCUAAUGGUGUCCGAGUGUUACCUCAUAUUAUCAAUGCUGUUAUCUUGGUUUCUGUGACUUCAGUUGCAACUGCUUCCAUGUACUCUACACCAAGAUUAAUGGUUUCUCUUGCUGAACAAGGUUUCGCUCCUAAAUGGAUGGGUUACAUUGACAAAACUGGUAGACCAUUGUUUGGUUGGAUUUUUACUAUUUUCACUUCGUUCUUUGCUUAUAUUGCUGUUUACAAGCACCAAGAAACUGUUUUCAACUGGAUGCUUUCUAUUUCUGGUCUUUCAUUCAUUUUGAUCUGGUUAUUCAUCUGUAUCUGUCACUUGAGAUUCCGUGCUGUUUUGGAACACAGAGGAAUCCCAUUGGACACAUUGGGUUUUGUGUCUCCUUACGGCAAAGUUGGAAGUUACUUAUCAAUUACCAUUAAUUUGUUGAUGUUGAUUGCCCAAUUUUAUGUUUCGUUAUUUCCCAAGGGCAGCAAGGGGAAGCCUAAUGCCAAUUCCUUCUUCCAAAAUUACUUGGGUGUCCCAGUCUUUCUUUUUUUCUGGGCUGCUCACAAGUUGUGGACCAGAAACUGGAAGUUGUUCAAACGUGUGGAUGAAAUUGAUCUUGAUAAGGACAGACAAAUUUACGAUCCUGAGGUCAUGGAGUUGGAGAAUUUAGAAGCUGCGCAACGGUUCCAGAAUGCCCCAUUCUGGAAGAAAGCUUUGAUUGUUUUAUUUGAUUGA